ACUCACAACAUCACACCUCACCUCCUCCAAGCUCCAUACCCAUUUUUUUCUUUUCUCAGGCAAUCUCAUCACCAAUAAUUCAUUAGUCAAUAUUACCCUCAUAAGUCAUUCAUUAUUAGUUCCCCUAUUCUCUCACCCAAAUAACAGUGCCCUAGAAACAAGAAAACAAAAAUCACACAUGGAGUACCCCCAUGGACGCCACCACGGCGGCCACCACCGGAGAGAUGAGGAGGAAGAAGGCCAAUACGGGCACCCGCCGUCCUUAUUCGGCGGCGACGCACCUCCGCCGCUCUUCUUCGGAGGAAACGCGCCCCCUCCGCCCUUCUUCGGCGGAGACGCGCCCCCGCCGCCCUUCUACGGAGGAAACGCGCCACCGCCGCCGCCGCAGGUGUACCACACCUCCCACAUGGGCCCGCCGGGUCCUGCCGCUGCGGAACACCCCCAUCACCGUCCCCACAUCCCGCCGACCGCCGACUACCACCACCAUACGGAGGACGAGCUCAGCAACAAGCCCUCGGUCAAGAUGUACUGCAAGGCGGACACAAAUUAUGCUCUCACCAUUCGUGAUGGGAAAGUCGUUCUUGCACCCGCCGAUCCAUCUGAUCCUCGACAGCAAUGGAUAAAAGAUGAGAAAUUUAGUACGAGGGUGAAGGAUGAAGAAGGUUUCCCAAGCUUUGCUCUGGUCAAUAAGGCCACUAGGCAGGCCAUCAAACACUCUAUUGGCGCCACUCAGCCUGUCCAGUUGACGGACUAUAUUGCCAACGGAUUUGAUGAAUCAAUUUUGUGGACUGAAAGCAAGGACUUGGGAGAUGGUUACCGAGCAGUAAGGAUGGUUAGCAACAUUCGCCUUAACAUUGAUGCUUUCAAUGGAGACAAAAAUCAUGGAGGAGUUCGUGAUGGCACUAAUAUUGUCCUUUGGGAGUGGAAAAAGGGUGAUAAUCAACGCUGGAAGAUUGUUCCCUACUAAAUGCAAUUAUGUCUGGAUUAUUAUGAUAUUUGGAGGGAGAAAGCAGCUGUUUCGUUUGUUGGCUUUGUGUUAGUGUGAAAAUAACAAGCUUAUACGGCACUUUGGUGCUGCGCUUGUGUGGCUCGAGUUGUGUUAAUAAAUUGGAGGAACUUGGUGUUCUGUGAAGUGGUUUGUACUCGAAAUUUAAUUGUGUUUCUCUUUAUCGUGUAUUCGUAUGAAGCUUAUUUAUCUUGAUGUGUUGUUUUUAUGAGAUCACCUGGUGAGAGUAGAUUUAAGUGAUUUCUCAGAGGCAAACGAGGCUGUAAGAUGGGUGGGAAAAAUACUUUUAAUACACAUUGAUGGAUGAUUAUUAAGAUUUACAGGUUUUGUUGAUUACAAGCUUUAAUUUUAUGAUUUCUUUAGGGGUACUGUACUUUCCUUUUCUAAAUCGAGGAGGUUUAUUUGCUAAUUAAGGGAAGGGAAUAAAUUGCACCUUUGUAAUCG
This is a messenger RNA of Striga asiatica, 1450 nucleotides long. NCBI's taxonomy places the organism in Eukaryota, Viridiplantae, Streptophyta, Magnoliopsida, Lamiales, Orobanchaceae. The record is from the annotation of a GenBank genome assembly.